Messenger RNA from Salpingoeca rosetta, 456 nucleotides. RefSeq lists its product as uncharacterized. The record is from RefSeq and is a predicted model, not a curated record. Gene Ontology annotation, cellular component: nucleus. The transcript is spliced from 5 exons. The coding region runs from base 1 to 456 and encodes 151 amino acids. Lineage: Eukaryota; Choanoflagellata; Craspedida; Salpingoecidae.
AUGGCAAAGCCCAAGGUGAAGGCGAGCAUCAAGGCGCAGAAGAAGAAGAAGAAGACGCCAGUGCAUCCAGAGUCGAGGAAAGCAAAGCGCAUGAACAAGCAGUACCUUCGCAAGGCCAAACUCACAGACCAACGACGAUCUGCCAACUUCAAGCAGUUCAAGAAAGGUAUCGACAUCCUGUGGUUCCGCCAACGCAUUUCGAACCACACGCGUGCCCUCACACAGGAUCAGCUCAGACAGCUCACACAAGAAUAUGUCAAGCGCUUUGAUGAUGAGAUUGCAGCACUCGAGCGGCAGAACAAAUCGAAGCACCGCCAGAUGAUGUUGAGUGAGCGCUCCUCGCACGAAAAGAGCCUGUUCCAAAGCACAUAUGGCAUCACCGUGCCUGAUCUUACCGACCCCGAGAACGUCCGCAAGCUAUUUUCCCAAGCAUUCUUUGCCCAGACUGCAACAUGA